This is a messenger RNA of Didymella exigua CBS 183.55, 741 nucleotides long. RefSeq lists its product as uncharacterized. The coding region runs from base 1 to 741 and encodes 246 amino acids. NCBI's taxonomy places the organism in Eukaryota, Fungi, Ascomycota, Dothideomycetes, Pleosporales, Didymellaceae. The transcript has a single exon. The record is from RefSeq and is a predicted model, not a curated record. Gene Ontology annotation, biological process: peptidyl-glutamate ADP-deribosylation.
AUGCCUUCUCAAGCAAACAGCAGCGGUGCUACCCGCUCCAAGGCAUCUACUGCGAGUGGCGUCAAAAGGACGGCGGCAGGCUCACCACCUCCAGCUAAGAGGGCCAAAGCCAACACUACCGACGAGGCUCACAGCGACGAAGCUCACAGCGACGAAGCUCACCUCGACCACACCCACAUCUCAUCAUCCGGCUGGCUGAAUGCCCCCAGCAGCCAGGAAGGCAAGUCCCAAUCACUACAAGUCACACACCACAAGGGCGACAUGUUCACAGGCGCACCGCAAGGCACCGUCCUCGUACACGCCUGCAACACGCAGGGUCACUGGGGCGCCGGCAUAGCAAAGGCGUUCAAGCAGCAUUAUCCCAAAGCCUACUUCGACCACAACAAGUUCUGCACGAAAGACCACAGCAAGACAAGCCCCGUCGCGACAGGUACGGCGCAGCUCCUCGCGCCACGCGACGGCGACAAGCAGCACUGGAUCGGGUGUCUCUUCACCAGCGCAAAGUAUGGCAAGCGCAAGGAUAAGCCUGAUCAAAUCAUCGCAAAUACUGCACAGUCGCUGUCCAUGUUGCUUGAGCUGAUCAGCCAGGUCGACGACAGGGUUACGGAGAUUCGCAUGUGCAGGAUUAAUAGUGGCAAGUUUGGCGUGCCGUGGGAGAAGACGGAGAGUGUCCUAAAGAGCAUCGAGCUGAAGCCGCAUUGGCGCACCAAGAUCGAGGUGUGGAAGCCGGAGGAUGAGUAG